Molecule: messenger RNA, 1416 nt
Organism: Entamoeba histolytica HM-1:IMSS
Lineage: Eukaryota; Evosea; Mastigamoebida; Endamoebidae
Product: cation transporter, putative
Exons: 1
Coding region: 1-1416 (471 amino acids)
Biological process (GO): zinc ion transport; intracellular zinc ion homeostasis; transmembrane transport
Cellular component (GO): membrane; Golgi apparatus
Molecular function (GO): zinc ion transmembrane transporter activity
Source: RefSeq, a predicted model, not a curated record
AUGGUUCAUCCUUCAACAUCACUUGCUACAUUAUUACCUAUAUCAUCUCCAACAGUAUUAAUUCUUCAUAUUAUUCUUCAUAUCUUUUCUUUGAGUUGGUGGAGUAUUAUUCCAUUAAUAUGUAUUCCAUUCCAAUAUGUGUUAAGAAAAAAGCAAACAAUUCCAUUAAGUCAAUCAUUGGCAUUAUUACCAUUAUGUGUAAUUGUUUACUUUUUACCAGUUAAAGUAGUUAAUGGAUAUAUCCCUCAAAUUUUAUCAAUUAUAAUAUCAUUCCUUGUUCAUAUUCCCUUAUCUCAUGACCCACAAUAUCGUCAUGUCUCUAUUGUUAUAACAUGUAUAAUAUCCAACUUCCUUCGAGGAACUUCUUUGUUACCAAUAUUAGUAAUUAUUCCUUUAUGGUAUAUUUCAUUACCUACAAAUAAUGAUAUGCAAUUGUUUUCAAUUGGUGGUUCUUCAGGAAUGAUGAGAAUUAAUAUCCCAUUAAAGGUAUUAUUUACUCGAGGAUUACAACAAACAAUUGGUCAUCCAAAGAGUAGAAAAUUAUUUUAUUAUUUCUUAAUAAAUUUAGCCUUUAUGUUUGUUGAAGUUGCUUAUGGGUGGUGGAGUGGAUCAUUAGGAUUAAUAUCUGAUGGAUUUCAUAUGUUAUUUGAUUGUGUGGCAUUGGCAAUGGGAUUAGUAGCUACGGUUAUAGCACGAUGGGCUCCAGACAGAUUAUUCACUUAUGGAUAUGGUAGAUCAGAGACAUUAUCUGGAUUUGUUAAUGCAUUGUUCUUGGUAUAUAUUGCAUUUUUUGUCUUAUUAGAAAGUAUUCAUCGUUUAAUUCAUCCAUCAGAUAUUAAAGUUGAUGCAUUAUUGAUGGUAAGUUUCCUUGGAUUAUUAGUUAAUAUCAUUGGUGUCUUCGCUUUUCGUGACACUGAUGAAGAUAUAGAAAUUUCAAAUUGUAAUUGUCCAAUACAUUUAAAUCAACCAAAGAAAAAGAAAGCAAAAGAUAAUAAUAUGGAAGGUAUAUUUUUACAUGUUCUUUCUGAUACAUUAGGUUCAGUUGGAGUUAUUAUUUCAUCUUAUUUAGUAGAGUAUUUUGGAUGGGUUAUUUCAGAUCCUAUUUGUUCAUUAUGUCUUUCAGCAAUGAUUUUUUGUAGUGUACUUCCACUAUUAAAAAAUUCUGCUUCAAUGUUAUUACAAUCAGUUCCUAAAGGGUAUGAUGAUGAUUUAAUUAAAUCUAAACUCAAUCAAAUUGCUGGUGUUAAAGAUGUUAUUAAGUUAAAUUUAUGGGAAUUUUCUGAAAGUUGUUUAGUUGCUACAACAGUCAUUUCUAUUUUCCCAGAAGUUGAUUCCACUACUAUACGUAGUGCUGUUAUUACUGCCUUAAAACAUGAAGAUUUUAAUGAUAUUACUGUAGAACUUGUUGUUCAAUAA